Penicillium cosmopolitanum is the source of this 345-nucleotide messenger RNA. RefSeq lists its product as uncharacterized. The coding region runs from base 1 to 345 and encodes 114 amino acids. Lineage: Eukaryota; Fungi; Ascomycota; Eurotiomycetes; Eurotiales; Aspergillaceae. The transcript is spliced from 2 exons. Gene Ontology annotation, molecular function: oxidoreductase activity. The record is from RefSeq and is a predicted model, not a curated record.
AUGAGAAAAACAGUACAAUGUGUGGUGGCCUACCCGGCAACAUUGCCCUGGGGAGCUUCAACCAAGUUCGAUCUGGAAUACUAUCUGAAGACCCACAUGGCAUUGAUUGACAAAUAUUGGGGUCCCUACGGCCUGAAAAGCUGGGAAGUGAACGAGGGUCUGGAGGGUGAUGGGAUCAGACCUCGGUACAUCAUCCAAGCUACUCUUCAAUUUGAAAGUAUGGAAGGAUUAUUGGCUGCUCUAGCUGCCCCGGAGACCAACAAGACGAGAGCGGAUAUUUUCAACUAUACCAAUGUGGAGCCUGAGAUCUGGGUUUUGAAAGAGGUUGGAAGAAGUAUGAUUUAA